Aspergillus puulaauensis is the source of this 1410-nucleotide messenger RNA. Its product is annotated as AAR2 splicing factor family protein. NCBI's taxonomy places the organism in Eukaryota, Fungi, Ascomycota, Eurotiomycetes, Eurotiales, Aspergillaceae. The record is from RefSeq and is a predicted model, not a curated record. The transcript has a single exon. Bases 1 to 1410 code for a protein of 469 amino acids. Gene Ontology annotation, biological process: spliceosomal tri-snRNP complex assembly.
AUGUCCUACCCAAACCCAACGCCCACGCUUUUAACACCGCACCUCCCUCCCAAAACCCUCGUCGGGAUAGACCUAAUCACAUUCACAUCGACGCCCAACUUCCACGGCAUCCGCGACAUCCCGCCGGGAUGGCACUUUGUGUACACGGGCACGACGGAGGGGUUGAGUUUGCGUGUUGGCGGGUGGUUCUUUGUCCCGGAGCCUGAUAGUAGAAAUACUGGCAACUACAAAAACAAUACUAAUGCAGGUGAUAUACGGGUUUGGAAAUGGAGUGAGUACACCGAGAGCCUUGAACCUUUAAGGCUGGAUGAGAGGGCAGAGGGGAUGCGGUAUAAAGCCAAUGCCGGCGGGUUAUGGAGUUCAGGAGGGCUAUUUGGGUACCGGAGCAGGGUUACUGCAGCGGCGGUUUUGAAGCGUGCUGGGGUUGCGGAGAAUAACGGCUUUGGGGAAGGGGAGCUGGAUGAGGAGGAGGAGGAAGGGAGGAGGGAAUGGGGCUCUUUGACGGGGCGGUUUUCGGAGAACCUGCUGGGUAGGAUUACGGGGGAGCCUGGGGUGGAUUGGGAAGGGAGGAAGAGGUGGGUUGUUACGUCGGGGAGUACGGCGAGGCAGGAUGAUGAUGAUAUUCCUGGUGUUGAGGGCGGGUUUAUGGGUACGAAGGAGCGGGAAAGUGAAGUUGCGGCUGCGACUGCGACUGCAGCUGAGACUUCUGUUGCGACUGGAAAGGGAGGACCCGCGGAUAAUAGAGAGAGGGAGUUUUCGUUCCUCCCUGUUGAUCUGAAGAUGACGUGGAGAGAGGGCGCGGUAGGGCGUGAGCGGACAGAAGCAGCGCGCGAUCGAUCGUGGGCGUUGGGCGAGAUCGUUCAUACUAUCUCUUCCUCACAUUCGGAUCCGGCUGAAGGGGAGGCACAAGUCAUCGGAGAACUCCAGUUCACAUUCCUUAUGGGCCUAACGCUGAUGAACUACUCGUGUCUUCAACAGUGGAAGCGGCUGCUCGGGCUGAUCUUAACCUGUCGACGGGCGAUUGUUGACCGGGCUUCUUUGAUGGCGGAUGUACUGCGUUUACUCCUGCUACAGCUAAAGCGGUGCGAUGAUAUUGAGGGCGGACUAUUCGACCAGUUAGGUGCUGAGGGAGGCACCGAGGGAGCCGAGUUCCUGCGCAAGCUUCUAAGAGGGUUCAGAACGGCGUUGUAUGAAGUCCUUGAGGAUGUCGAGACGCCGUCGCCCGUGAGGACGGAAUUCGAGCGGUUAGAAGCCUGGGUUAAGAGCGAGUACGAUUGGGAAUUGAAUCGCGACGCGGUGCUUCGGAGGGGAAUGCUGCAGUUGGAAGAUGGGGAGGAGGUGGAGAUGGAGAUGAUUGACCACGAGGAGGAAGAGGAAUAUGCGCCUGUGGUGGUGGAUUUGGAUAAUUAA